AUGAACAACGCAGACUGCGACAACAGUCGCGAGUACUCGAACCUCGACGACGCACACGAGGACCAAGAAGACGGCAGCCCGAUCGAGCUGCGGAUUUCGACGACGGUCCAGGUCGAGGGCGACAACAACGCCAUCCUGCUGACGGCCUCGCCUGCAGCGCACGCCAAGGUCAUUGCUGAGGCCGUCAACGCCACGGUCCGUCACGCCGGCGGCAUGAACGGGGGGAUACCGAUGAUCGACGAGGAAGGUAGGCCGCGGCCAUUCAGGAUUUCCGUCUCGGCGGGUGUAAAUGUUGAGGGCAGCGGGAACGUGCUCGGCAGCGCGGACCACAUCAUGCAGUUCCUGAGCGGGAAGCGCAAGCGGGGCGACGGCGGCGAGGGUCGGGGCGCAGAUGAGGAGGCGGUCGUUGACGAGGCAGGCGAGGCAGGCGAGGCAGGCGAGGCAGGCGAUGGUGUUGCCCGUGCUCGGCCGAGACGCCUGCGCAGGUCCAGUUUCUAA
This is a messenger RNA of Diaporthe batatas, 498 nucleotides long. RefSeq lists its product as uncharacterized. NCBI's taxonomy places the organism in Eukaryota, Fungi, Ascomycota, Sordariomycetes, Diaporthales, Diaporthaceae. The record is from RefSeq and is a predicted model, not a curated record. Bases 1 to 498 code for a protein of 165 amino acids. The transcript has a single exon.